AUGGUUCGUCUCAAACACCGGUACAUCUUAUUUGAUAUUCUAUAUCCUCCAAGCUCAGAUCCUAGGACGGGCCGUGAGAAGGAAAAGUUCCAGAAUUUCCAAUCGUCUACUAAGGACACUCUUCUUUCGCUACAUGAGACAUCACCGAAUUCUAUCAAUGCUCGAUCAAUAGCCCAUCUCUUGAAGAACGUCGUCGAAGACCAUUUUGGUGACUUUGGAGGCGGCACCGUUGGGCUGCUGAUAAUUGUCAAGUACUUCAGUAACAGAACUUCCACGGGAAUCAUACGAUGCAGCAGAAACAACUUUCACCAGGUCAUGGCUGCCUUAGCACUAGUGACUAAAGUGGACAAUUACGAUGUUGUAAUGCGGUGUGUCCAUGUCAGUGGCACCAUCAAGAAAUGUGAACAGUUUUCCAUUCGCAGAAACAAGCAGCUCAUCAUUGAGAUGGGCCAAGAGAAGUCGAUGCAAAGUAACAUGGACGAGCUCAUUUCCAUGUUUGGGAAAGGCGACGAUUCAGAAGAGGAGGUUUAA
Sungouiella intermedia is the source of this 531-nucleotide messenger RNA. Lineage: Eukaryota; Fungi; Ascomycota; Pichiomycetes; Serinales; Metschnikowiaceae. The record is from the annotation of a GenBank genome assembly.